Beta vulgaris subsp. vulgaris (sugar beet) is the source of this 3287-nucleotide messenger RNA. Its product is annotated as TPR repeat-containing protein ZIP4. Bases 137 to 2950 code for a protein of 937 amino acids. NCBI's taxonomy places the organism in Eukaryota, Viridiplantae, Streptophyta, Magnoliopsida, Caryophyllales, Amaranthaceae. The record is from RefSeq and is a predicted model, not a curated record. Gene Ontology annotation, biological process: meiotic cell cycle; regulation of synaptonemal complex assembly. Gene Ontology annotation, molecular function: protein binding. The transcript has 5 exons.
UUAGGAGAAUGAAUAGUCGUACUUCUAAUUAACAGCUCUUUUCCCUCCAAAACCUCUCGAUCUUCUUCCUCCUCAUCUCUCAUAAAACCCCCUCAAAAUUUCCCGGCAAAAAAAAAACUCCUCAACAUAAAAAAAAAUGAGGAUAGCAGAGAUAAGCUCUCCAGAUAUUCGCAAACAAGACUCAAUCUCUCAUACUCUUCAACAAAUCGAAUCCAUCGUCAAACAAUCCGAGCAUCUCUCCCCCAAAUCAUCUCCUUCACCUUCCACUCUCUCUCCUCAUCUUCGCCAAUGCAUAACUCAACUGAGUCAACUCGCUCCUUCCUCCUUCUCAAACUCAGUCAAGCUUCAGCUAUGGAAGCUCAGUUACCGUCUCUGGAACUCCUGCGUCGAUCUCACAAACUCCGGCGUCAAAGGACACGUGGAGCUUCGUCAUUCGGCAGCCGACAUGCUCGCAAUCGCCGGAGAUGUCGCCGGAGUUCCUUCUCCGGCGAUGAAGGCGGCGUCGUUUUAUUAUAAGACUGGUUUGAUUUGGCAUGAGAUGAGGAAUUUUGAAUUCGCGAAUGAUUGUUAUGAGAAAGCGACGGAUCUUGUUGCGAAGGUUGAAAUUGAGUCGAUUUCUGACCUAGGAGAGAGAAAAUUGCUGUUAGAUAUUAAUGUAGCGAGGUCGAGAACUGCGUGGGAGGUUUCGGAUCGAAACGUUUCGAUUACGCUGUUGAAUCGUUCGAAGAAGUUUUUAUUUGAAACAGCGGAGAAUUUUAGGGUUCUUGCGGAGCAGUAUUUGGCGUUUGGGAAAAAUAUGUUGAUGAAAAGUGAACAUUGUGAAGGAAUGGAAGCGUUGAAGUUGAUGAACGAGGGAUUGGAGUUGUGUGAGAGAGGGCUUAGAGUGGUGAAGAAGAUGGAUGAAACGAUGAGUUUAAAGAGUUUGAGGGACAAAACGCUGCGUUUUAUAGCUGCUUUGCAUUUGCAGAGGGAGGAGUUUGAGAGUGUGGUGAAAUGUGUGAGGGUUUUAAGAGAGCAUGGUGGUGUGAAGAGUGGUGAUCAGCACCCGAGUUUGAGUGUUUUAGCAAUGAAGGCAUGGUUGGGGUUAGGAAGGUUUAGUGAGGCAGAGAAAGAGUUGAGGGAUAUGGUUGUAAAUAAGGGGGUACCUGAGGGUAUAUGGGUUUCAGCAGUGGAGGCGUAUUUUAAGGCGGUUGGUGUGGCGGCUGUUGAGACGGUAAAGAGUGUUUUUAUGGGGUUGUUAACGAGGUGUCAGGUUAGUGCUUGUGCAGCUGUAAGAGUGAUUUAUAGGGUGAUAGGGGAGGGUGGUGGCGGUGGUGGUGGGGGCGGAGAAGGGUUAAGGAUUAGAGAGAUAAUGGCGGAGGAGUUAGUGAGUGAUGAGAGGGUGGUGGAAUUAUUUGCUGGAGAGGAAGCUGCUAAGGAGAGAACUGCUUUACAUGCUGUCCUGUGGAAUUGUGCUGCAGCUCAUUUUCGGUCAAAGGAUUAUGUGAUAAGUGCAGGGUUAUUUGAAAAGGCUAUGCUUUAUGUACCUAGUGGCAUAGAGAACAGAAUUCUACGAGCAAAGGGUUACAGAGUUCUGUGUCUAUGCCACCUAGGUCUCUCCCAGCUUGAUCAAGCUAAGGAAUACAUUGAUGAGGCUGAGAAGCUAGAGCCGAAUAUAGCCUGUGCAUUCCUAAAGUUCAAGAUAUAUCUGCAAAAGAACGAUCAUGCUGCUGCCAUAACUCAGAUGAAAGCAAUGAUGACCUGCACUGACUUCACUACAGCUUUUCUUUCGCUAUCAGCACAUGAAGCUGUUGCAUGUCGUGCACUUCCAGUUGCUAUUGCCUCUUUGUAUGAGCUUCUUAACUUCUACACGUCAGGGAAAUCAAUGCCAGUUGCUGAAGUAGUUGUGCUCCGCACCAUUCUUGUAAUCCUUAUUCAAGAAUCUGGUCAAGAGCUUGAAGUCCUGAAAUAUAUGCAGAAAGCUCAAGCUAGGAUAACUGAGCUAGGACCUGAUAAUUUCUUUGGGAAAGGAGAGCUUGGGAGACGAGAACGAAAUUGGAUUGCAGCAAAUGCAUGGAAUAUAGGGACACGAGCAGCAGUGGAGAAAAACUACGAAUUAUGUGCAGAAUUUUUGAGUUUGGCAGCUGAUUUUUAUAAUGUCAAGUUUGACGGGGAAGCAGAAGGACACAAUAUGAUGGCUUGCAAAUCAGUUGUCCUGGCUGUUUCAGCCAUGAUAGCCACUGAGAAGCAAACAAAGGUUGCACUAUCAGAUGCACAGGUGAAGAAAGCCAUAGAACGGUUGGAUAGAGUUGGAAAGUUGGUAGAAGCAGCAUCAACUGCGAAAAAUCACGCAGACUGUCAAGACGGCAUGCUUGAUCCCAAACUCCAUAUUAUAUACACAUUGAACGCAUAUGACUUAUAUGGAAGGAGUAAAAAUUCAAGAUCGCAGCAGCUCCUUGUGAACAACUAUGUGAAUUCAACCAUCUGCAAUCCAAAGAAUCUUCUUCAGAUUGGCUUAACUGCCUCACAAGGUUCCCAACUAAAUGCUGAAGUAGCAACAUAUGCUCUGAAUUCUUGCCUCUCUGCUCUACUUGCUUCACCUCUACCAGAUUAUAACGACGUGGCUCUUGUUAUAAGACGGCUGAUUACUGUAGCUGUGGUUUACAAGGGUGAUGCUGAUGAUGAGGUGGUGUACAAUCUAUACAAACAGGCACAUCGAAUAAUGGUGGGACUCAGAGACGGCGAGUACCCUGUUGCCGAGGGAAAAUGGCUUGCUACCACAUCUUGGAAUAGAGCAGCAGUCCCUGUGAGGCUUGGUCAGGUCGAUGGGGCAAAAAAAUGGAUGAGUUUGGGGUUGGAACUUGCGAAGAAGGUCCCAGGAAUGGAAACUUAUAAGGCAUGUAUGGAAGACUACAUUGCUGGGUUUGAAAAGAAACUUCAAGAGGAUGAUGAAAGGAGGCGCAAGCUUUAAUUGGUGAAUGACAAAGAGCAAAAAAAAUGACAUGAUACUCUGUACAAAUGCGAAAGGUAGAAUACAGGUAAUAGAAGAAAAAACACCAGAAGCUGGAAAUGUGAAUAUAUGUUACUGUAGUGCUUGUUUGCUUGCCAUUAACGAAACCUGUGGAAAAUGAUUGGCAUGACAUGAGAAUUGCAUAAACAAACUAAUUGAAUUGAACGAUGUACAUAGAAGAAAUGCAUUUUCUGCACACAGUCCUGUUUUUUUUACAAUGUGUAGUAUGGUCAGGUGAGAAAAGUCGAAAACAGGUUCAAUAUCCAAAGCACCCUUAUGGCAAGGAACUUUCAGCCUU